This is a messenger RNA of Harpia harpyja (harpy eagle), 6802 nucleotides long. It is a transcript of the gene EPHA3, whose product is annotated as EPH receptor A3. The record is from RefSeq and is a predicted model, not a curated record. Bases 145 to 3132 code for a protein of 995 amino acids. Gene Ontology annotation, molecular function: transmembrane-ephrin receptor activity; protein binding; ATP binding. Lineage: Eukaryota; Metazoa; Chordata; Aves; Accipitriformes; Accipitridae. Gene Ontology annotation, cellular component: neuron projection; plasma membrane. The transcript is spliced from 17 exons. Gene Ontology annotation, biological process: axon guidance; protein phosphorylation; cell surface receptor protein tyrosine kinase signaling pathway.
GGGCGCAGCGCGAAGGCGGGCGCGGGCGGGCGCGGGGCAUGGUCCCGGUCCCGGCGGCGCGGCGCAGCGCGGAGCGGAGCGGGCGCGGAGCGGUGGCAUGCGGCGCGGAGACAUGCGGCUCUGCCUGCGCGCUGCCCCGCCGACAUGGACCGCCGCCGCCGCCUGCCCCCCCCGCCGCCGCUGCUGCUGCUGCCGCUGCUGCUGCUGCUGCUCUGCGCUGCCCUCGGCGCCGCCGGGCGUCUGAGCGCCCGCCCCGGCAACGAAGUUAAUCUGCUGGAUUCAAAAACAAUUCAAGGGGAGCUGGGGUGGAUCUCCUACCCAUCACACGGGUGGGAAGAGAUUAGUGGUGUUGAUGAGCAUUAUACUCCAAUCAGAACUUACCAAGUGUGCAAUGUGAUGGAUCACAGUCAAAACAAUUGGCUGCGAACAAACUGGAUUCCACGCAAUUCAGCUCAGAAGAUAUAUGUGGAGCUCAAGUUUACCUUGAGGGACUGUAAUAGUAUCCCUCUAGUUCUGGGCACUUGCAAAGAGACCUUCAAUCUGUAUUAUAUGGAGUCUGAUGAUGACCAUUUGGUAAAGUUCAGAGAGCAUCAGUUUACAAAGAUCGACACCAUUGCGGCUGAUGAGAGCUUCACCCAAAUGGAUCUUGGGGACCGAAUUCUCAAGCUGAAUACAGAAGUCCGUGAGGUGGGGCCUGUCAGCAGGAAAGGCUUUUACUUGGCUUUUCAAGAUGUAGGUGCGUGUGUUGCCUUAGUCUCGGUGCGAGUGUACUUCAAAAAGUGCCCUUUCACUGUCAAGAACCUCGCCAUGUUUCCAGAUACAGUACCCAUGGACUCUCAGUCACUGGUGGAGGUGCGGGGUUCUUGUGUCAAUCAUUCCAAGGAGGAAGAGCCACCCAAGAUGUAUUGCAGUACAGAAGGAGAAUGGCUAGUGCCCAUAGGGAAGUGCUUGUGUAAUGCUGGCUAUGAAGAAAGAGGCUUUGCGUGCCAAGCAUGUCGACCUGGAUUCUACAAAGCCUCUGCCGGCAAUGUGAAGUGUGCCAAAUGCCCACCUCACAGCUCUACCUACGAAGAUGCGUCUCUGAACUGCAGGUGUGAAAAGAAUUACUUUCGCUCUGAGAAAGACCCUCCAUCCAUGGCUUGCACCAGACCACCAUCUGCUCCAAGAAAUGUUAUCUCUAACAUCAAUGAGACAUCUGUUAUCCUGGACUGGAGCUGGCCUCUUGACACUGGAGGUCGGAAAGAUGUCACUUUCAACAUCAUUUGCAAAAAAUGUGGAGGAAACAUCAAGAUGUGUGAGCCGUGUAGCGACAACGUGCGAUUCUUACCCCGUCAGACUGGACUCACCAACACCACGGUGACAGUAGUGGACCUUUUGGCACACACCAAUUACACUUUUGAGAUUGAUGCAGUCAACGGGGUAUCUGACUUGAGUACACUUUCCAGACAAUUUGCUGCUGUCAGCAUCACAACUAAUCAGGCUGCUCCAUCCCCCAUCACAGUCAUAAGGAAAGACAGGACAUCCAGGAACAGUGUGUCUCUGUCUUGGCAAGAACCCGAACAUCCGAAUGGGAUCAUCUUGGACUACGAGGUCAAAUACUAUGAAAAGCAGGAACAAGAGACAAGCUAUACUAUUCUGAGAGCCAAAGGCACCAAUGUUACCAUCAGCGGCCUCAAACCUGAUACCACCUACGUCUUCCAAAUUCGAGCCCGAACUGCAGCUGGAUAUGGGACAAACAGCCGCAAGUUUGAAUUUGAAACAAGUCCAGAUUCAUUCUCCAUUUCCAGUGAGAAUAGCCAGGUCGUAAUGAUUGCUAUUUCAGCGGCAGUAGCCAUUAUUCUCCUCACAGUUGUGGUGUACGUCUUGAUUGGGAGAUUCUGUGGAUACAAGAAGUCUAAACAUGGCACCGAUGAGAAAAGACUACAUUUUGGGAAUGGCCAUUUAAAACUCCCAGGCCUGAGAACUUACGUAGAUCCACAUACAUAUGAGGAUCCCAAUCAAGCUGUGCAUGAGUUUGCCAAGGAACUGGAUGCUUCUAAUAUAUCCAUCGAUAAAGUGGUUGGAGCAGGGGAAUUUGGAGAAGUGUGCAGUGGGCGCCUAAAGCUGCCGUCUAAAAAGGAAAUUUCAGUGGCUAUCAAAACCCUGAAAGUUGGCUACACAGAAAAACAGAGAAGGGACUUCCUGGGAGAAGCAAGCAUCAUGGGACAGUUUGACCACCCUAAUAUCAUUCGAUUAGAGGGAGUCGUCACUAAAAGUAAACCAGUUAUGAUUGUUACUGAAUAUAUGGAAAAUGGUUCCUUGGACAGCUUCCUACGGAAACAUGAUGCCCAGUUCACAGUCAUCCAGCUAGUAGGCAUGCUUCGAGGGAUCGCAUCUGGCAUGAAAUAUUUGUCAGAUAUGGGUUACGUCCAUCGAGAUCUAGCUGCUCGUAAUAUCCUCAUCAAUAGUAACUUAGUAUGCAAAGUCUCAGAUUUUGGUCUCUCUCGUGUACUGGAAGAUGACCCAGAAGCUGCUUACACCACAAGGGGGGGCAAGAUUCCUAUCCGAUGGACAUCACCAGAAGCCAUUGCGUAUCGGAAGUUCACAUCAGCCAGUGACGCAUGGAGCUAUGGGAUUGUUCUCUGGGAGGUGAUGUCUUAUGGAGAGAGACCAUAUUGGGAGAUGUCCAACCAGGAUGUGAUUAAGGCUGUUGAUGAAGGGUACCGCUUGCCACCUCCUAUGGACUGCCCAGCUGCCUUGUAUCAGCUGAUGCUGGACUGUUGGCAGAAAGACAGAAACAACAGACCCAAGUUUGAGCAGAUUGUCAGCAUCCUGGAUAAACUGAUCCGUAAUCCCAGCAGUCUGAAAAUAAUCACCAAUGCGGCGGCAAGGCCAUCAAAUCUUCUCCUGGACCAAAGUAACAUUGACAUUUCAGCCUUCCGCACGACAGGUGAUUGGCUCAAUGGUUUUCGGACAGGACAGUGCAAAGACAUUUUUACGGGCGUGGAGUACAGUACCUGUGAUACAAUAGCCAAGAUUUCUACAGAUGACGUGAAGAAAGUUGGCGUUACAGUUGUGGGGCCUCAAAAGAAGAUUGUCAGCAGUAUCAAAGCUCUAGAAACUCACACAAAGAACAGCCCUGUUCCUGUGUAAGGUACCAAAAUGAUGUUGCUCAGGAGAGAAAAAAAGAGAAAAGUUGCAUCACAGGGCAAAAGUGAUGGCUGAUAAACGGCAGAAUUUAAAGGAGUUCUUUGCAACAGCUUUGGAAACAUAAUGGUUGAAAUUUCAAACCCACUAAGACACUCAAAUAUUGAGUAUAAAUGCCUUAAAAAUAGGAGCGAACUUCUUUUCUAUCUGUUAAUCCUAAAGGGUGGGUGCUCUUGACUGACUGUUAAUGCAGAUAGUAAAUGUCAAAAGAAAAAAUAUGUAAAAAAUCCUUCCAAGUAAAAACCAGUGAUACUAAAACCUAGAGCCAUUUGAAUAUUAAGUGACUGAAUAACACAAAAACCCAUGGACAUAAAAGCUGUGUAUUUGACCUAUACAGCAAACGCGAAGAAAGAAAGACUUGCAGUAUUUUUAUACAGAAGAGAUCUGUAACAGGUAUUUUAUUUCUUUAAAAGCAAGGAAAAUAGAGGACUAUAUCUCACAACCUGUCUGGCCAUAUUUACUAUAAUGUCAUUGUAACAUGCUAUUUCAACUUCAGAAAGGAACACAGAAAUAAAGUUUGUAGUGACUUUGAGUUAGUUGACAAAAGAUUUUUGCCAUUAUGUUAGCUUCCCUAAUUGUGUUCAUUUAAAUAGAAAAAGUCUUAAUUUUUUUAAAGACUUAUUUAUUUCCUUUGUUUUUUCCAUUAUUGUUUAUAUUUAUGCUUAAACACCUUAACCUGGCUGUAUUAUUGCCAAGUGCCAAAUAUUAUCAAAACUUCAUUGGUUCAACCUGAGAAAUUGCCUGAGGGUUAAUUACUAGAUUAUUUUAUACUCAUAACUUCAUCUAUGAAAUACAGAAGGAAAGAAAGAUGGUCUUUUUUCCAGCUCUGACACUAAACAAAGCAUCUGGACUUGAGAUUCCUUCCAUUUGCUGUGAGUGGUAUUUUAACCCGGGCUUGAGUUUUGGCAGAGUUGCCUGCGUUAUCGAUCUCUACAUCAGUAUCUGCCCCGGUCAAGUACAUACAUCUCAUUUACUUCCCAAAGGCCUGCUUUCCUGUCCAAAUAAGGACCCCCUAUUCUCAGGGGGAUUUGCCUAGCAAACAUAAAAAAGUCAGGGUUGCAUCCUGCAUUAACUGAGGAUGCUUUUUGAGUUCAUUGGGGAGUGGUCCAUUUCUGGCUUCCAUCUGGCAGGCUCUGCUCAGGAACUGGAAGUGUACUACCAUGUGGGCAGUCGCUGGUAGUUAUGCUGGGAUGGUGACCUGCAGCCAAGGCUAAGUAGAUUGUUUAAAAGGAUGACUUAAGCUGUGAAACAGGGCUUUGGUAUGUAAUUUUACCUAAGUGUGAGCUAGAAGGCCUCUGUCCAGGCGCUGCCAUUCUGUAGGGCACUUGAGGUUUUGGCACAGGUUCCUUAGGCACCUGUUUGUUGAAAGAAAGUGGAAAGGAGCCUAUCUUUAGGAGAGCGUUCAUGUUUCCCAGUGGAAAAAGGAGCCUGGAAGGUGGGAUUUGAGAGCCCUCCACCAUCUUCAGCAUCUUCCCAAUAGCGAACUCUUAAGCUGUUGCUCUGGAGCACAUCAGUCCCAGUUCUGAGCAGACAGAACUCUUUGCUCUGAAAAUGAGUGGUUUAAAUCAGUGUGAGGCACUUCUUGUGCUACAUACAGGCGAGCUUCUUAAUGCUCUAGAUGUGAUGCCAGGCACACAGGCGUUAGGCUUUGGGCACUAAUGGAAGCCACUCCGAUUCCCAACUUGCCAUGCUGGAAUCUAAACUUGAUUCUGAUGAAUAACAGCGAGUCCCUAAAAGUCCAAGGCUGCGUGGGAGGCAGAUAACUAUACGGCACGCCGCCUUUCGCUGGGCGUGCAAAAGCAGGUAACUAGUUGGGCUUGCUUUCUUUCUUGUAUUGGUUUCAUUUUUGAAGCUCCUUGUAGCAUAGGGCACGUAAGUAAGGGAAGAGUCAGUUCCUAGGAUUUGUGUGGCUGAAUCAGCUUUUAAAUUGUUCUUCAUGGGUCCAGGACUUACAAAAUGUAGAGACACAACGUUUAUCACACAUUGCUAAAUAGAAGCAGAAUUAGAGACUUUUUAAUGAGUGCUGGCAGUGAGCAUGCUGUAAAUGACAGGAUUUGAAACACACUCACAGGAUAAUAAUUAGUAAUAUUUUCUGAAAGAAAAAUGAAUGGGUUUUAAAGUAAGUUGAAAUAAAAAAUGAAAAAUGGAAGAAUAUUAAAAUAAAGCACUUAAGUUGUAAAGAACACUUUUCCUUAUCUGCCACAAUCUAUUGUGAAAUGCAGCAUGCUGAAUAUAAAAGCUGUAUUUUCCAUUGCUUGGUUCAUUCAGAAUCUUUCUUUUCUUCAGUUUGAGACUGCUCUAAAUCAGACAUUGUUAGUGAAUUUAAGUCACCAAAAUCCAUUUGCAGACAUUGUCUGUGUGGGGACAGCUUUUUAUAACGUAUUCCUCGUGACGUUUCUCUUCAGCUUCAUUCUGCCGUUGGAGAGUGGGAGCGAGGGGGCUGGGGUGGGGGGAAGACAUCUGUGAAAUGCUUUUGAAAACACAGAACCAGUUCUUAGAGUUUUAGAUGAUGACUGGAAACUUUGCACCAACUACCCUCAAUUUUCUCUUAGUAUCAUGUCAUGUUCCUUGCCCACCGUUUGAGCAUGCUCAGCAUAAAAGAUUAAAUCUCACUGAUGCUUGGGAAAAAAGAAACUCAAUUUUGCUUUUCUUUGCUAUUAGGACUAGAGAGUUUUAAAAUACAUUUAGUUUUCUCUCCCUGUCAAAAGCUGAUUUGUACUGUAAGUGGCCUCUGUUGCAAGCAUCCUAUACUCCUGUCCCCGUGUACAUAUGUAUACAUAGCAGUGUACAAUUCUUCAUUGUGGAGUAGCGAUACUAGAAUUCGUGUGGCCAUCUUCUGUACAGGACUUGCAUCGGUUAUUGUCAUCAAGCAAAAUGCAGCUACUCAUGAAAUGACAUGCCAUACUAUUGGUUUUGUAUCUUUAAAUAUAGUUUCCAUUUUAUUUAUUUCUGUUAACAUAUCUAGUUUUGUGCUGUUACUUAGCAUUCAAUAAGCAAUGUAUAGAUGUGAUUUGAUUGGCAAAAUGUAUUUACUUUAACUUGUAUUUCAAAGCAUUACUUACUCAUUUAGAUUAUAUAUUGUGCAAUUGUAGAUGGCCUCUUACUAAUGUAAAAUGAUUUGUAGUGGAAACAUUUAUAUUUUUAUAAUAAACAUAAUGAAAGUAUUUUUUACAUACUGGAAUACUGAGGUGAUUGCUUGGAGGACAAAGUAAAUUUAUUUGAUUAGAGAAGUGUGAUAAAAUUGUAAUUAAAUAUGGAUAAAUUCUGAGUGUUAAAGCAUGGGUUUGGAGUGAAAGCUAGAUAUUACCUAUAUUAUCUAUUAAAAGAAACAAGUAGUGCAAGUUUUAACUAGACAGACCAGUAUUUGUGCUAAACUGACUUACAUCAGUCAAAGACUUUACUUUCUCUGUGGAUAUGGGAAAACAUCAUCUACUACAGCCUGCCUAUGGGAUGUUGAAAACGCUGUCAUUUAUUUUAGUUGUGUCAAGUAUUUCCAAACUUUUGGUUUUUUUCCUCCCUUGCCAGUGGACCUCUUUUCAUCUUAUUACUAUGUUGAAUCCAGUAAAAGAUGUACUUUUCAACAAAAUAAAAAAGCCCACAGCUUACUGUAAUUUAA